This is a messenger RNA of Rosa chinensis, 616 nucleotides long. RefSeq lists its product as uncharacterized. The coding region runs from base 151 to 441 and encodes 96 amino acids. Lineage: Eukaryota; Viridiplantae; Streptophyta; Magnoliopsida; Rosales; Rosaceae. The record is from RefSeq and is a predicted model, not a curated record. The transcript is spliced from 2 exons.
UUUCCAAUUAGACCACUACCCUUUCGCUUUUAUUACCCUCUCAACACUCGAUAAGAAGCAUACCCAUAUAUCUCUCUCAUCCCUAGUCCCCCAACAUAAAUUCCCAAACCAAACUGAUCUCCCAGACAUUAAUUUCUAUUCACACCCAAAAUGCAGUCCAUGUUGAACCUUCAUGGCACCUUUGGCCUUCCUCUAUGCGUUUCAGGGAUAACUCAUCAUCCUCCUCAUCUCACCCACGAGAUGGCGGAUCAUGAUCGGAGAAGAGAGGCCAUGAAAAAGCAGAGAUCGAGAGCUAGAGAGGAGCUCAAUGCGAAUCAGGAACUGGGUAUUGACAGGAUCAGAGGAAGAGUGGCGGAAGAGAUCAUGGAUGGUGAUCUAGCUGCUCUACUGCAUGAUCUGUCCCUUUGUUAUUUGGCUAAUUGUAUUGCCAAAGCUGCUUAGCUAGCUAAAAGCUUAGUGUUUAGGACCUUAAAUCUCGAUCUAGUUAGCAUUUGUGUGUUCGGACCUGCUUUAAUUCAAUUUUCUAUGUGGGUUUUGUUGAAAUUAAAUUUGGUAAAUUAUGUUUUAUAUGGAUUUUGUGGUGGUUUUGAUGUUAUUCCUCGUGUUUGUUGGUUUU